This is a messenger RNA of Porites evermanni, 10940 nucleotides long. The record is from the annotation of a GenBank genome assembly. NCBI's taxonomy places the organism in Eukaryota, Metazoa, Cnidaria, Anthozoa, Scleractinia, Poritidae.
GUAAUUCCAGACGAUAAACUGCCAAUCAUUCUUGCUAUCGUCAUACCUAUUAUUGUGCUUGCUGUCUUUGCUGGAGUCUUUGCUUGGUGGAUGUGGAGGAGAAAUAAGGACAAGAAGAUGGCGAACAAGGGUAAUUAUAUAAAGUUAUAUAACUAAAGAAAUUUGUUCGAGCCCUCUGUGCUCAAUGUGCAAAACAAGCAGUAGAGGCGAAAUUUUUGGGAGGGUUUCGUACAAACCGCUACAUUAUAUUACGUACGACAUUGAAAUUUGAUAAAGUGUGUUUAUCGAAUGUAAUGACCUUUGUAGAUACGUAUUAUUAUGUAUGGGGCUGUAUGGAUAUAUCACCAAAAUUUAUUUCUAUUAAUUCUUAAAGCACUGCUAAGUAAUUAUAGACUUCGCUGUUAUUUAAGCAAUAGACCACACUUUCUAUGGGUUUACCAUCGUGAUAACCCACGCGGGAUGUUAGGAGAACAUGAGAAAAGCUUUUAGUAUAACGGAGUCUUUUAGGUAAAAAAUGUGGUUUUAGUACCGUGAUCAAGUCAUGUCUUCUCUCUAAAGUCAUCAUAAGCCAAUCAUGUCUCAAAACUCAGUUGAGUGUCAGUUCAGUCAAACAACAAACAGCAGCACUUCAAAACACGAGUUUUUGCAAUUAUUACAUGACAACUUAUGAAAGCUGUAUUAUAGGAAAAGUCAGCGCAUAUUCAUGCGAACGUACAGUGAAAGAAUACGUUCAUGGUUUGUUUACUACAGAUGUAGAAAAUUGAACAUCAAACUGUAGGCAGCUGUAUUUUGUUGAGUCGAUCCAUAAAAAUUUCGUGCUUACAGACGGAACUGGCAGCUAUUGUAAUGGAGGAGUUCAUUCACUUUUUACAAGCUGCGGUGUGCAUGGUUUAAGAUCUGUUUCUGGACUUUAUCAUGAUCAAGAAAUGCUGCGGUAGCGACAUGGCUGCUUUUGCGAAGUUGUCACAUGUAACUUGUGUACGUACAGCGACCGAUGGAAAUAUGUCAGUGGUAGCUCUAAAUUUGGAGAAAGGUUUCUUAGCCGUAGCCACAUAUUGGCGUCAAUAUUUGUCGAUUUGUGAAGUCAGGUGGUUUGAAGCAGGUUAUGGCAUCGAUAUAACCGAAUAAUUUAUGCAAUUGUUGGAAAAAAACACCGCGAAACUCUGACAUCUUUCAUCAUCGUUUACAGCUUGUGUACUACCUGCAGCGGCCGAUUUUGUACCAUAACUUGAUUAGACAUCUCUUUUUGGAACAAUUUCUUUCAUUCAGGAGUUUAAUUUUGACAUAAAAUAAAUCAAGAAUGCUAAUAAAAACUAUCCGUUUUGUUGCUGGUUGGCACAUGGUAAAGUUUUCCUAGAGACUUUCUACGCCAGAAAUUCACACAGUUGUUGUCUUUCUCUGCGAUUUGGCAUCGUCGUGAAAUGUAAACUGCUUUCCAGCUGUGUACUUUAUAACUUUUAAAGCUAAUGCAGUAGCGAAUUGUGACGCUCUGUAAUAAAAUGUGGAAACCAACGGUUUUUAAUAGUAAGAAGGGCUGGGUAAGUAACUUGUUCUGUUUUUUAGCCUCUCUAAAAUCAUUGUUUUCUGUAGCCUGAAAUUCAUCCGAUUGCUUUGAGUCGUUUUCUCCUCCCAGCAACGUCGUUACUGAGGGAGUAAUCACGACUCGAACUAAUCGGAUGAAAUUCAGGUUAUGUUUUCUGAUCAAUAGCUGGUUUUGUUUAUGGCUCGUGGUCCGGAUGCCUUUUUCUAUGGGUUUACCGGUAUAAAAAAAACCAUAGGUUUUUGACCAAUCAGAUCGCGCGUACCAUCUCAGUUAUUUUAUGAAAGUUGUUAAAUUUUAAGAAUAAAAUGUCUAGACUGUCAAACUAACAAAACAGUGAACAUCUGAUAUAUUGGAAAACUGUUUGUUGUGAUGGCGACCAAUCACAGCAUGGAUCAGGACACACGUGCAAGCCACAGUAAAGCACAGGAAGCCCUGGCUUUUUGGUCAAUUUGUCCAAAGUAUUUUUUUGCAGACUUUUGGAAUGUUAUGGAGGACAUCUUGCUGAACCGAAAACCGUUAAAAAACGUUAUUUUGCAAAGAAAAAAAAAAACAAAACAAAACAGAACAAGAAAGAAAGGGAUGAAAAGAAAAAUGCCAAGUUGAUCUGUUGUGGCAACGCCCGGCUGGACUUAUGGCAAAUUUUUAUCUUUCUUAUCAUAUAAAUCUGACCUGACCGUUUUCCGAUAUCUUUAGCGACGGAAUCAAUGGUCAAACAUGAAAAGUAUUCCUCUCACCAAUAAAUAUCCAGUCGAGCUACCUUAACUAACGGCGUUGUUACUUUAACACCCUGCUAAGUUUAACCUUUUAAUUCUCUUAUAGGGAUAGCAAAAGGAAGAAGGUAAUCUCAUGUGUUGGUGGUAGCUUCAGUAUUGGCAAAUAGUCCUGUGAUUUAUCCGGCAAAAAUAAGAUAUUUAAAUAACUAGUGCUCUUCCAGGCAUCGUUGCCUUGGAGCAAUGUUAAGUUAUUUGAUAAGUUUUUUUCAUUUCGAAUUUUUUAGCAUCGUUAUGUUGCCUUUGAAUUAUUUGCUUAAUGCUCGUUAUACCUUAAAAGGACAAAAGGGGACAAGAUGUGUGAAUAGUUUUAUUUCCAAAAAUGACGCCAACUGGGAUCACUCAUUUUUUAAAAAAGAGAACGAACGUGCAUACAUUUAUUCUAAUUUGCUGUCUUUCUUAACUAUUUCAGGCUGUAUACUACUACAUGUGAAAAAACAGGAGAAUUCAAUGUACGUUUCAUGUCAAUAAUAUAGCUAAGAAAAAUAAUACAUCAUAGACGCAGUGCAAAAAUAUAUGGGUCAUGUAGCAGCUGCUCUGAAGAGAAGUCACCAAUGGUGCGUGUUCCUGGCCCAAAAAAAAACCUUAAAAACAUUCAAAGAAUGACAGGUCAUUGUUUCCGGCGAGCAAUUAGGAGAGACCUUACGAGUUACGAGCAAAAAUGGCUGCUCGAUAAAGAACAAUGUUAGAAUUGCUAAUUUGAAUAUGAACAAAAGAAUAUGAAACUAAUGUGGCCAUUUUGACAUUGGGGCUAUAAAGCGGCAGUUAAUUUCAACAUUGUUUCCCGUAAUUUCAAUGCAGCAUAUGUGCAUUUUUUAUAAAGAUGGCUAGAUAUCAGCCAAGUUUCCGUUUUUGCGGGAAAUCUUUUCUUGAAGCACCAAGGCCCGUAAUCCUAAAAGUACAUGUAGCAUAGUAGGAAUGUGUAACUCCGUUCUUUAGGAGGUAAAUUAAUCUCAUUAACGAAUACAUGUACAUUAACGUCGAUCAUCUCAUAGCUUUUUGAUUUUGUCUCUUGCAUAAAAAUCGGUGGAAUCCCUUAUAUCUUUAUUCUAGUCUGUCUAGUCUGCUGAUAGAAGAUUGUUAAAAAGUGGUUUCCAAUGUUUCGUGUGUGAUAAUGCUCCUCAAUCGUGACACCAAAGAAAGCCCUCUUUCAUGUAAUUUCUCUUAUCGAGGAUCUGGUGUGUGUACGAUCACAUGUAGGGCAAAUCUUGUAAUCAUUCGGAUGCGUACAAGUUAGAAUUCACAUGGAGUUUAAGAGUGAAAGAUGGUCGUCCUUUCAGAGCAACCACUCUCUUGGGUUUCCUUGGCUUUACUGCAAUUUGCAGAAGCCAUCUCUUCUGCCUGAUCUUCUUCUCUAUACGAUGAACUAUCCUCAUCUAUCUUCCUCUCGGAGGUUUAUCCUCCAUUUCGAAAACCUUCUUUCUUUUCUAUCAAUAACUUCGACACCUUUGGUUUUUAAUAAAACGCUAUGGACUCCCUAACCAAGCUCCGCAAGUCCUUAAAGAAACAUACUCAGGGCACGGGGUCUGGUUUAUACGGCAUCGAUUUCCAGAAAAAGUUCAACAUUUACCUUGCUCAGCCAUGUUUACCAGGGGAAUUAUGUUUGUUUCGACUUAAAAUUGUGGGUGGGGAAUCCGGAACUAAAUAUCUCUUUACACAGCCACGCUAUCUAAGAAAUCGGAAUGCUCCGCUUGCGAAGAUAAUUUAAAAUAUCUUAAUUCGUGGUUUUAAUCCUCACUUUCAGCAUCAGAAGUUAGUCAGCGUUUUUAUUUUCAGUGUCGAGUUCUUCGUCAACCAAAUCUCUCUUUCUUUUCAUCUCUGUCCGUACCCAUGCCCUGGAAGGUUAGCUUCGUAUUAGCAACUGAGCUCUUUUUCCUCGGCUAUAGCGUCAGCCUAAGCUUGUAACAACGGGGACCAUUAAGUCUUGAAUUAAACCAUGUGUCUAAUUGUACAAGGAUCUGUUGAUUUGCUAUGCAAGGCACAUUUUUUGUUUAAUUGGCUUCUUGGUCUACUAGAGCAUCUAUAAAUGACAUUUAUUUCUGCUUAUUUUCUGCUGCUAAUUAAAGGAAAUGUACUUUAUGAUAAGUGAAUUUUGUGAGACUUGGGACUAAUGCACGAAUUAUUUUUCCUGAGAUAAAGAAAAAAAGUUACGAUAUCUUGUGUUGGCGUAUCAUUCGUCAUUUUUUGAGAUUUCUCCCCAAAAACGCGGUGAAAACACCCCUACUCCUGAGAUGGCCUCAACUCGCCCGCUUUGGGUAGAACGUGUUUCAUUUGGACAGAUCUGGGUGCUAGGCAUGUAGUAAAUCAUAAUUAGGUUCUGUAGACUAAGCCAGGUUAAUUGAAAGAGGCGGUCCUUUUUCUUUAAGUUAUUUUUUUUACUUGAAUGUUGUGCAGACAACAACCUAGCCUGCGAACUUCGCUCUUCGACGCUGGGGACGUUUCGCGAGGAGGAACGUCUGCGACUCAGCGGUAGAAAUUCCAUACUGAUGACGUAAAUCAAUGUUUACAUAAUAAAUCCGGUAAAUGACUGCCAUUUCAGUCGUUUCCCUUUAUAAUUUUAAAUAUUAGGCAUACAUUUGCAUGGUUUGUGCUAAUCACUAAAGAAGCAUGAUAGUUUCUCUCGUCUACCUUUGGUGCCAAGCGCAUAUGGCUAGAAAGUACUAUGGAUUCCACGAUGUGCCGCGUCUCUUUACAGUAUUCAUGGAUGGCGUCGAAGUGUUGUUAAAUGGAGAUACCUGAUAAACACGUUAAAAACGUAGCAAUAAAUUAAAAAGGUGACCUUAUUCGUGAGGCAAAUGAUUAACGCGAGCGUAACAGUGCAAUAUCUCUGUACAAAAAUUAGAGUUGAAAAGAUUACGAGGUUUGUCGGUUCUGUAAUUGUGGUUAUCGUUUUACAGUUGUUCCUUUGCUUGAUAUUUUGUUCUUUUUUUGUUUUAGUCUUGUUUAAUUUUCGCGUUAGUGAAACCAAAAGAAUGGUACGACUUUCAUAAAAGGUAGAUAUCGACAAAAAAGUUAAGAGUCAAGUUUUGUGGUCUUUUCUCGUUUAUCUAAGGCUGCAGUGCAAGUGGAUAAUCGUGAACCAGAACAAAUUUCCAUGAGACAAAUGACUUCAGAGGUUUCGUCUGGACAUUAUAUGCCACUGGUUAAGGCGCGCCAAUCAUCUGGCUCACCGGAAGUCAUUCCGUCAGUCGACGCUUCAUCAUUAAGCCAGUAUGAACCUUGGAACCCAUCAUCAAUUUCUUACGAGAUUCUUCGCCAGAACGUGAUUAUUGAGAAGAUAAUUGGCAAAGGUGCUUUUGGUCAGGUUGCCAGGGGAAAGGUUAAAGGCCUACGUGAAAGACAACAUGACACACAGGUGGCUGUCAAAAUGUUAAAAGGUACAAGAUAACUUGAUUAAUCACUGUGUAACUAAUAAUGUAAGAAUAGGCUCACUGAAAAAUAAAGGAAUGUAACACAAACGAGGCACAAUGAAAACGCUCGUUACCUCACCUUUCAGCUGCCGCGCCGGAAUCCGACAGGAAGGAUUUGUUAUCAGAGCUUGAAGUGAUGAAGACGUUAAAGCCUCAUCCGCACGUCAUCAAACUUCUGGGAUGCGUCACCGAAUCUGGUAGGUUUUUUUAAUGAAAACUGUCUUUAGUCACCAAUUACUAUGCUGCAAGUAAAGGGUCAUUCCUGUCAUUUCAAUUGUACCUUUUUCAGUCUGAGUCAAGUAUAUUUGUUCGUGAAUGACUAAAUGAAUACGUCGUUUUUUACUCAGAGCCCUUGUUAGUCUUGAUCGAGUACGUUCCAUACGGGGAUCUCCUGGGUUACCUGAGAAAGAGCCGUGGAUUAAACGACACUUAUUUCAAAGACCCAGAUAUCAAACCACAAACAAGUCUGACGUCACAACAGUUGAUGAAGUUUUCUUGGCAAGUUGCUGAUGGAAUGAGUUACCUCUCAUCGAGAGCUGUAAGCUAAAAAAUUUGACUAUUAUGUAUUCAAAGUCUGGUUUAGACUGUCUCCAUUUUACAAAGAAAAAUUAUACGGACUAACAGUGAAGAACAUACUCAGGUCCCCUCACUUUCAGCUACGUUUUGCUUUUGCGUUUUGAUAAACCCCCUCGACAAUGGCGAUUUCAUAAAAUUUAUUUACGGCUGGACUGAUGUGGAUUAAAAUGUAAAGACAUGAAACUGACAGAGCUCUUGUUUGGACAAAUAUAUCCUAUCCAUUUGGUGUCAAGUCUUAAAAAAUAACUUCAAAAUUUCAUGAAAUGUAACAGCAUUAGAGUAAGACAGAAAGAUCCGAACGCCUCAGUACAGGUCCAUGUGACUUGCAAGGUUUUAAGCUCGUGUGAAAUGAAAUCUCACAUUGCAGAUUAUUCAUCGAGACCUUGCCGCUCGAAAUGUUCUGGUUGGAGAAAAUGAAACUUGUAAAGUGACAGACUUUGGAAUGGCAAGAGAUGUGCAAGAACAAAAUAUUUAUGAAAGGAAGACAAAGGUUUGUAUUAUAUUGGAAACAAACCUACAGUAUAGGACUGGCACGCAAUCCUUUCCAUUACCUGUGGAGGAAAAUACGUAAGGUUUUGUUGAUUAUGUCGUUGCUUUCUAGGUUUCAUGCUUUAAGAGUUACUCCCAAAACUAUAGGCCACGAAGUUAAGGCAGUAUGUGUAAAGUUGAUAAAACAUUUGACAAUCCUAAAAAAGCAUAAGAGACUAUUUUGCUGGUCACGAAAACAUGGGAUUAGAUUGCAUACUUCAGGUGUUCGUCCUUUGCCAAGCAUAAAUUUUUAAUUCAGCUGCAUAUAAAAGAAGAUUGCUAACUUUAUACCUGAUGAAAGUCUUAGAGAACGGCAGUUGCAGUGAAACUUUGUUCGGUUUUGUUCUUCCACACUAAGACAGGAAGAAAUUGUAAAAAAGAAAGUUGCGUGUAAACGAAGCCUGAGUUUUAUUUUUGCAGCAACCGAUUAUUUUAAAAAUUUUAAGAUGGCCUCCUGACCUUUUAUUUCGGAGUAUAUUUUUCUACCAACCUUCUUUUUUGCUAAGAUGCAGGGAAGCAAGGAAGUACAUUACUUUUUCAUCAUCUUUCACUUCCUCCUGCUUUUUGCCAAUACGCUAUUCCAUGUUCGUCGUCCAUUUGUCUUAUGGUCAUUUACUUUGCUCAUAUGUAGGGUCGUUUACCAGUGAAGUGGACCGCAUAUGAAGCCCUGCUUUACGGACGAUACACCACCAAGAGCGACGUGUAAGAAAACUUUCUAUAUAUGCAUUAAUAAUUUGGUAUUUGCAGAACAGAAGCUCAUCUCGCGUCACGUGAGAAGAAGAAAGCAUGCAAGACGGUUAAUGUCACUGGGUUAAGCAGCGUUAAUGACGCAAAACUAUCCCUCUCUCAUCUCUAAACUAGAAGUGAAAAAAAUGUGUAUUACGUGUAAAAAAACCGCAGAACCUUUUUAUUUUUAUUUAUUUAAAAUGUAACCGCAGAUAUGUGUCUUUUUGUUUUCAUAGGUGGAGCUAUGGAGUCUUACUUUACGAGAUAUUUACAAUUGGUAAGGUCCUAUAGCUAUUAACUUACUGUGGUUUUUGAAGUUUUUGUUAAAACAGAGAAUGUUCCGAAAGAAGAAAGGUAUUACGUUUUGACAUACUUUAGAGCUCAAGAAUGCAUAUAUUAUUAGUAUAUAUUUGUGUUUUCCGCGCAUAUUGCCAUCGAUAACUUGUUGCCGACGUUAAAACCCCCAGCAGUGCCAAAUGUGAUAAUGGCGAGCAACAAGAGCGCUGACCUCAUAAAUGUCGUAAACAAAAAUCGGGAGUUGGCUGCUUUGCAUGACGGGACGCUGCUUUCUAAACCCAAGGAUUUUGAAAGCCUUUCUUUUAACACAUAUUCGUGACGUUGAGUCAGAUCACUGCUCAAGUAGUUAGUGGUUUAUCUCUGUGUUACGAGGGUAAUCUUUUAGAGGACGGGUAGCUUGCAAACCAAACUGAACGCAGGGUUGUCGGAACAGGAACAAGAAGAUUUAUUUCAAAAAUGAACGUAGUUUCCACGAACUAGAACUCCACAACAGCACGUAACUCGUUAAACUUACACGGCCUCCGCCAACUUCAAUUAACUUGAUAAACUUACACGGCCUCCGCCAACUUGAAUAAACACUGCUUUUGUCACACUUGACUAAACACGACCAACGUCAAACUCUCUUCGCUUGUGAAAACUAGUUAAAACUUCGCUCGGACUCGCCUACUUAUAUACUUUUACAAUAAGAUUCUAGAACUUUCCAAAUAGUCUAAUUAUAGAAAGAUUACAAACUAUACCGCUUUAGAAACGCUUACACAAGAUCCUAAAAUAAACAAACUAUAAACUCGCGAAGCUUCUAGAAAGUCACGCUAGUCAUGCAUUACAAUUUUUCGUAACACUCUGGAAAAUGGUUUAUUGGCUAUAACUUCGGUAAAGAUGAUGGCGCUGAAUCAAAAUUUGGCACACAUAGAGCUCAUCGCCUUUAACAUUUUAUCGCAUAAAUAAUCAGCGUUAAUCAGUCACGUGAUAUAUGACGUCAUCAUUUUACGAAAAAUCGUAAAUUAUUGACCAGUUGGUGGCCGGUUUAAGAGAAGAAAUCGAGCAAUACCAUCUUUCUUAUUCUUAUUAAAUAUUUCUAACACUUCACGUUUGGAAUGACCGUUCAGGAAACUUCAAGAAAAAUUAUGAGAAAAACAUCAUUUUUAAUGUCCAAAUUUAAUCUUCAAUUAUUAAAAACUUGAAUUUCGAACUUUGCACACGUUCAUUCCAAAGGUAGAAAGUGAGGCAUGUUUAUCCUCUUUGAAAGUCAAUUCCACACCAAUUCGCCGUUUUCCCACCGAUUCCCCACCAAUUGGCCAAUUUCCAUAUUUAAACGUUCAGACACAAGAACACCCCAAGAUUUACUUUUGGGGAAAAAUUGUUUUGUUCUAGGUCUCCUAGCGAGAGAUAUUGCCAAUCAUUCAUUCGAACACACCUUUGACCCAGGCCUUAAACACCUUGCGUGAAAGAUUGACUAGUUGAGAAGCUUUUUCAGAUUAUCUUCUGGUUGAAGUGUUUGACGUCCAGUGAGACAAGUGUCUCUCGCUACAGUGCCGAAGUUCGCUGAUAAUUUAAUACUGUCACCUUAUCACAGCAAUUAUUUACACCAUGACUUACAUUGACGGCAGCUUUUAGUUCCCAUGGUGCCCAAAUGAGGCAGAUAAAGAGGCGGGUGUGUAAAUAAAUUGUCCUUACAGUCACUUACAGUUAGUUCCUUCCAUGUUGAGUAAAAACAGCAACAACGACAACAACAAAUUUUGGGAGAACGCAUGCCUUGUAAUAAAGUAUUGUAACAGCUGGUCACUUUCUCCUUUUCAGGGGGUUCUCCAUAUCCACGAAUGGAUGGCAGGAAGAUUGUAAGCUUACUUCAGGACGGAUACAGGAUGCCUAAACCACAACAUGUUGAUGAUGAACUGUAAGUAAUUAUGUCUCCGCUUCAUGGGUUUCGAAACGUUUUAUUCCUAUACUGAGCACCUCUCCCCAUACUAUAAAUAUUUAAUAGGAUCGUUAAGGAUCCUGCGAGGUUUUUCACCAGAGAUGGUUUUGGGAGUCGAAACGCCAGAAUGCUGAGGUCACAAUUUCCAUGUCACAGUUGUAGGUACUAGUCGUGUUCCGGCAAAGGUAUCUUCUAGCCCUGACCACUAUUAGCUUUUAAGGUCUUGUACUUCUUCGAGAGAAAAUUUAGUGAUGAACAUUUAGCCAAACUCCCGAAAAAGUUGGACUUAAAGUUAACUGCAAACUCUUAUUGAAAAUUUCAACCAAGAUGACGACUAUACUUUUCUGAAACUCCUUUUACUCUAAUAGGCCACUUCCGAGGUCCAAAAACUCUCGCUUUCAAAACAAGACUAAGUGCAAAGGCUUAACUGGUAUGGACCGAAAGAAUUGUUGCUCAACAUACCAUGCAUAAUUUUUGUGUUGUGACAGGUACAAAAUAAUGAAACUGUGCUGGCUGGAAGACCCUAAUGCAAGACCUUCUUUUUCUGAACUGACAAUGAAGCUGAAAAAGAUGGAAAACCAACAUAAGGUACGAUUUAAACAAGAAACGUCCUGGACAAUUUUGAGUCUCCCUCAGUUGUCCUCCUUCAAAUUUUUCACCUUCAUUAGCAAGUCUGGAGCUGCAAACCUAGGGUAGCCUUAUAGAUUCUGUCCUCAAAACGUUCUCGUUAUGCUUCGUUGGCAGUCAACUACGACCUCUCGCCAUGCCUGUUUCUUAUAACUAAAUUGAAGAAACAGAAUUGUUAACUGCGUGGAUUGUUUUAUUAGUUACGCGAACAAGCUGCUGGUAAGACAUCAAUGAUUCGCCUGCGUACUUUAUCGUGUGAAAAGUUUUGUAUUUAAGCUAAGAGAAAUAGUCCAACUCUACAGCAUUCGCUUCUAAUAAGAUUACUUAGGUUUGAAAUAUCUUCUAACGCAGGCGUUUUCUUUUUUUUUCUUUUGGCGGUUCACGCAAACAAUUCCUUCUCACUGAGCCAAGGAGACGUCUGCGCAGCAGGCUGUUGUUAUGGCUUGUUAAAUUAUGGUCUGUUUUUUCUUUUUUAUUUGCAGGGGCUAAUAAACAUGAAAUUGUAUGAUAAACAGCUGUAUGCAAACCUUGAAGACUUGACCGUGUAA